Erythranthe guttata (spotted monkey flower) is the source of this 3594-nucleotide messenger RNA. RefSeq names its product autophagy 18 G-like protein (gene ATG18G). Gene Ontology annotation, biological process: autophagy; response to starvation. Gene Ontology annotation, molecular function: protein binding. Lineage: Eukaryota; Viridiplantae; Streptophyta; Magnoliopsida; Lamiales; Phrymaceae. Gene Ontology annotation, cellular component: cytoplasm. The record is from RefSeq and is a predicted model, not a curated record.
AAUUGAAAAUUAGAAACUGUAUUUUCAUGGUUAUUGUUUUUGAAAAUAUUGGUCUGUGGAUAGAUUUGGCUUACAGCGCAAACAACACAGGAAGCGGAAGGGGAUCGCGUGUGGUGGGUAUAUAUAUAUAUAUAUAUAUUGAACCGAGUCCAGAGACAGUAAAGAAAGAAAAAGCAUUCCCCCAAGUCAAACUCCAAAAACUCACCGGAAAAAUUAGGAUUUCCCAAGUUCUGAAAUCGGAAAGUUUUGUGUGUGUAUCUAGCCGCGGUGUUGUCAUUUUCCAGGCGAUCGUAGGAUUUGAUGAUCGACGGAAGUACGGCUGACGCGUCGGCCUGUGCGGCGGUGCACGACGGCGGUGGAGUAGAUUCGGAACUUACCGCUGAGUCGGCGGUGGUUGGGAAAGGUUGAGAUAGGGAAGAAGAUAAAUAAGGAUAAUUAUUUAUUUUAAAUAGAAAAAUGAGGAAAGGUAAGGGGAAAAACAGCAAGUUCCUUCUUAAUUCGUUGAGAAUUAUUUCUUCGUGCAUCAAAACGGUGUCGACUAAUGCUAGCACUGCCGUGCGCUCAGCUGGUGCGUCCGUCGCCGCCUCCAUUUCGCCGUCGGACGAUCGCAAAGAGCAGGUAUUAUGGGCUGGCUUUGACAAAUUAGAGCUUAGUCCAACUGCCUUCAGGCGUGUCCUUUUAAUUGGUUAUCUAAAGGGUUUUCAAAUCUUCGAUGUUGAAGAUGCCUCUGGUUUAAGCGAAUUGCUAUCCAGGCGUGAUGGACCAGUUACAUUCUUACAGAUGCUUCCAGCUCCUGCAGGUGGUGAUUGUACUGGAAAGUACAUUGCAUCACAUCCCAUAGUGGUGGUUGUUGGAGGGAAUGAGGAUGAAAGAAUCUCUUCGUUUCACUAUUCUGGCCAAGGACCUCCUACUUCCAGAUAUGGUUCAUCAGAUUCUUCAUUUGGGAGCUCUUUUGACCCCCCUACUGCUGUUCGAUUUUACUCUAUGAAAUCAAAUGAAUAUGUAAAGGUUAUUGACUUCAAGUCAGCAAUAUUUAUGGUGAGAUGCAGCUCACGUGUAGUAGCUAUUGGUCUCGAAGAACAAAUUUACUGCUUUGACUCCCUUACGCUUGAGAAGAAAUUCAUAGUUGUCACAUAUCCCGUUCCUCGAGUCGGAGAGCAAGGAGCAUUUGGAAUCAACACAGGUUAUGGUCCAAUGGCUGUGGGGCCAAGAUGGUUGGCAUAUCCUCCUAAUCGCCCGUUUUUGUUAAAUACUGGUCGGGUGAGUCCAAAGAGCCUUGCUUCUAGUGUUAGUCCAUCAACAUCUCCAGGCAGUAGCACAAUGAUGGCUCGUUAUGCAAUGGAAUCCAGCAAACACUUAGCUGCUGGAUUAAUCUCCCUAGGGGACAUGGGAUACAAGAAAUUAUCAAAAUACUAUCCGGAGCUGCUUCCUGGUAGUCCUAGUUCUCCUGGCUGGAAAGCUGGAAAAUUAGCAGCAUCUGAACCAGAAAAUGCAGGAGUGAUUGCUGUGAAGGACCUCGCUUGCUCAGAGGUUAUUUCACAAUUUAGGGCUCAUACGAGUCCGAUAUCCGCUCUGUGCUUUGAUCCAAGUGGGACCCUUCUGGUUACUGCCUCUGUGCACGGAAAUAACAUAAAUAUCUUCCGCAUCAUGCCUUGUCAUAAAUGCAGUGGAUCAGGCUCUGGUGACUGGAGCACUUCAUAUGCUCAUCUUUACAAGCUUUAUCGUGGAAUAACCAGUGCCGUCAUCCAAGAUAUCUGCUUUAGUCAUUACAGUCAGUGGAUUGCGAUUGUAUCAUCAAAAGGAACUUGCCAUAUCUUUGUUCUAUCCCCAUUCGGGGGAGAUGAUGGUUUUCGCACUAUAAAUGCUCAUGGGCAAGGUACUUCUUUGGUUUUAGCUACUACUCCGCCAUGGUGGUCUACUUCAUCUUUCACCAUAAACGAGCCACAAUCUUUGCCUCCACCUGCUUGCAACCUCUCCGUAGUCACAAGGAUAAAAAGCAGCGACUCUGGCUUGCUUAAUUCAGUAAGCAAUGCCGCUGCUUCGAUGGCGGGUAAGUUGUGGGUGCCGUCUGGAGCUUUUGCCGCAAUUUUUCAUAAUUCCAACUCUACUGGUUCUUCAGAUGUCAAGUCGGGUGGUAGUUCUCUGGAACAUAUCUUAGUUUAUACCCCCUCAGGGUUUGUGGUUCAACAUGAAAUUCUGUCCUCAAUGGGGCUUGAACUCAGUGAGAGUAGAGCUGAAUCUUUGUCAGCUCCACAAGCCAACUCACAAAAUGAUGAGUUCAGGGUGAAAGUUGAACCGUUGCAAUGGUGGGAUGUGGGCAGAAGACUGGAUAAUAUGGAGAGGGAGGAAUGCAUUUUUGGCAGUAUCUUUGAUGUACAAAAUGACCCUGAGAUUGAUGAAGACCCCGAAAUGGUUUUCCAGGAGAAUGGGAGUGUUGGAAAGAAGAAACUAGUUAAGACUGACUCAUUCAAGUCUCCAGAGAGAGUGCAUUGGUAUCUUUCGAAUGCUGAAGUGCAAAUAAACUCGUGUAGAUUACCCAUAUGGCAUAAAUCGAAGAUGCAUUUCCAUGUACUGGAACAUCCAAGAGAAGAAGGUUUUUCGGAUGGAGAGUCUGAAAUUGAAAUGGCUCCUUCACAUGAAGUCGAAAUAAGACAGAAGGAUUUGUUGCCGAUAUUUGACAAUUUUCCUAGAGCAAGAUCUGGCUGGAUUGACCGAUCAAUACCUUCCGACUCCAAUAAUGGUCAAGUUAAAGAAAAGACCAGUGAAGCAAGUGUUGUUUCUCGUUCAGAACCACCAUCGUUUAGUUCUACUGAAAGCUCAGAAGGAGGAUUAUCUAGACGAAUGGAGAAUCUGCUUAACUUGGACUACAUGAGCCCUGAUAGAUCUCCUAUACUUGUUAGACAUGCUGCAAGUGAUUUAAACACAGAAAAAGAGGAGAGUGCUAAUCUCAAGGCUUCCUUAACGGAGGGGAAUGAAAUUCCGUCGUCGAAUGUCGACAAUGCCGACUCGGCUUCAGAAAAUCUUAUGCAUUCAAAAUCCGAGGAAAAAACAGUAGAUUUUGCACAGUUAUUUAAGGAAGAGUACUAUAAUAAGCCAGAGUUUCAUGAUCGUGACAGGUCAACUGAAGAUGUGGACGACGAUAUCGAUACUGGUGGGAUGUUUGAUUUCUCCGAAGAAGGUUAAUUGCUUCUUGUGCACAAUCGAAUAUGGUAUGUGCUCCAACGUGAAUUAUACCGCGUACGGGAAAAACAUGUGGAAUCGCUCCCUCCGUGGUGUGUGUACACUAGUGUAUAUAAGAACAUUCAUGAAGUUUAUUGAGAAAAAAAAAUGGAGUCACCAUAAAAAAGGAUGAGUUUGACUGUGGGGGAAAUGAUUUCCGGUUUGGCUUUGUGUUUGGAUGUUUCGGUCAAAUGUUGUACAGAUAUUACUAAUCACUAGUUGCCUUGCUUCCAGUUGUGUAACAUUAAUUUGUUUUUUUUUUUUUCCAGGAAAGAAAAAAAUAUGAUGAAAUGAAAAUUUGGAAAAGCAAAUAGAACAGUAAAACAUUUCCUUUUGGGGGAAUCAUUUAUGUAUUUACUUAAUUUUCCUUGUAUU